This is a messenger RNA of Alnus glutinosa, 2707 nucleotides long. RefSeq names its product ubiquitin-like domain-containing protein CIP73. Gene Ontology annotation, molecular function: polyubiquitin modification-dependent protein binding; misfolded protein binding. The coding region runs from base 321 to 2456 and encodes 711 amino acids. NCBI's taxonomy places the organism in Eukaryota, Viridiplantae, Streptophyta, Magnoliopsida, Fagales, Betulaceae. The record is from RefSeq and is a predicted model, not a curated record. Gene Ontology annotation, cellular component: BAT3 complex. The transcript is spliced from 17 exons.
UAUUUUAUUUUAUUUUAUUAUUUUUGUAGUUCUUUGAUCAUAUAGUCUGAGAUUUUAUAGGGAUUCUGAUCAUAAUUGGGUUUGCUUUUUGAUGUCUAUGCUCUUUUUUCUUUGGUGGGUCGGGAAUUGAAAAGCUUGAGCCUUUGUUGUUCACUUUUGAUUUUGAAAGCCCUAAGAUACUUGGUUUUUAUUGCUCAAUUGGAAGUUAAAGCUCAAAAGAUUGUGAAUUUGGUUUCCUAAUGCCUUUGCAUUCGAAGUCUUGGUUCGUGGGCUUGUGUUUUGUUUGAUUGAGAUUGGAGGUGCAAAGUAAUCCGAGGAGAAUGGGAAGUAAUGGUGUGGACUCACUUCCUAGGGCUGAUGAGGCUGGAGGUUCUGAAGCUACCAUUGAGAUUAAAAUAAAAACAUUGGAUUCUCAAACAUAUACCCUGAGGGUUGAUAAACAGGUGCCAGUUCCUGCUUUAAAAGAGCAGAUUGCUUCUGUCACUGGUGUGUUAUCGGAGCAACAACGCCUAAUAUGCCGAGGAAAGGUUCUAAAGGACGAUCAACUCCUCUCUGCCUACCAUGUUGAAGAUGGUCAUACCUUGCAUCUGGUUGUUCGGCAACCUAUUAUGCCAUCAUCUGAGGGUUUAUCCAAUCAUCCAGGAACUGAUCCUGCUUUAAGUACAAGCCGUGGUCAAAGUAAUCAGGUAGCCCCUGGUCUUGUUAUUGAAGCUUUCAGUGCUGUUCAGGGGGAUAGUGUUCCUCCAGAAAUCAAUCGGAUCGUCUCUGCCGUUAUGGGUUCUUUUGGAAUUACAAACGUUGUAAGUGGUGGUGACGGGACUGAUGUCAGGGAACACGGUGCACAAAAUCCUACCCAGCUUCAAUCUGAACAAACUGGCGUGAGGGGUCCGCUUGAUAGAUUUCACAAUACUUACGGACUUCCAUCAGCAGUUUCUUUGGGACCUCUGCAGCCUCCUGUAAUUCAAGAUUCUUUGACUACUCUAUCCCAAUAUUUAAGUCUAAUGAGGCGUGAAUUUGAUGCCAUUGUGGCAGGGAGAGGUGGGGGAAACAGUGCUCAGGCGGCUGCCACACUGCCUACAGCGACAGUACAAGAAGGGUUUCCAACGCCUGCAUCCUUGGCAGAAGUCAUGCUAUCGACCAGGCAAAUGCUCAUUGAACAUGCAGGAGAAUGCAUACUUCAACUAGCUAGACAACUGGAGGAUCAAGUGAAUGUGACUGAUCCCUCAAUGCGGUUAAGCACUCAGUCUAGUGUCCGUAGAGCUGGGUUUCUUAUUCAUAAUCUAGGUGCACUUCUACUUGAACUUGGUCGUACAACUAUGACAUUGCGGCUGGGUCAAUCACCGUCAGAAGCCGUGGUUAAUGCUGGACCUGCAGUUUUCAUAUCCCCAUCUGGUCCUAAUCCAAUCAUGGUUCAGCCUUUUCCUUUUCAACCGGGAACAAGCUUAGGUGCCAUCCCCAUGGGAGGUGUGCAACCUGGCCCCAGCUUGGUUAAUGGACUUGGUACUGGAUUUGUUCCGAGGCGUAUUGAUAUACAAAUAAGAAGAGCAACUACACCAAAUGUUAAUCGUGAGGAACAUAGUGAUACUCAGCAGCCCUUUGGGCACAGAAACUCAACAACAAAUUCUGGUGGUGAAAAUCCUAUUAUUACAUCAGCUUCAAGGGUCUCAGAGGGUCCAUCUUUUGGUGGAGAGUCAGGAGUACAGGUGGUACCGACUAGGACCAUGAUUGCAGCAGUACCUGGUCCCUUCAGUCGCCUACCUUCAGAUUCAGCUGGUAAUUUGAUAGGUUUAUACUAUCCAGUUCUUGGAAGAUUUCAACAUGUGGCUUCUGGACUUGUGAGUGGUGAACAGGGAUCUCAAGCAUCUGGUGAGCGCCAUUCUGCUGGCCUCCAAACUGAGCAGCAGACUGAUUCUGCAGUACAACAGCAUAACCUAGAUGGUCCUGCUAGAGAUGGAUCGUUUCCAACUCCCUAUUUAAGACAACAGGAGCCAUCCAAUGCACGCAGUGGAAAUAUCAACAUUGUCUCAGCUGAUCGGACCCAAAACAGCCAGGAGUCUGAUGGACAUCUACCAAGUAGUGUUAUGCAGUUCUUAAGGACCCUCUUUCCUGAUGGUGAAAUUCAUGUUGAAGAAGCCAGUUCAGAGGGAACAGGUAGAGGUGCGGUCUCUGAUCAUGUAGGGGCAUCUGGUGGUUUUGUGAAUGCACCAGAAGCUGAACCGAGAGCAAGCGAUGAAGGAAUAUUUUUGUCUAAUUUGCUACAUCAGAUCAUACCCUUAAUAUCGCCACAAGCUGGUGCAGAGCCAGAUGCUAGACAUACAGAAGCAGCAAACGCUUCUGAGAAUACAAUGCCUCGAGAUUCUUCCACCCAGGCUGAGGACUCUGAUGUUGGGACGUCUCGUCGACCAAAUGAUAGUGAAACAAGCCCUCCAAAUUCGAAACGCCUAAAGACGGAGUGAUGUCAUGAGACUGGUGUCUAAGUGAUGCUACCAGCCAACGUAGUUCUUUUUUCUUUUCUCUUUUUGCCUUCUCGAGCGGGAAGUUGUGAAGUAGAUAGUUAUUGGAGUUAUAGGGGAUCCGGAUACUCUCUCAGACAAAAAAAAAAAAAAAAAAAAAAACUUGUUUUCUCUUAGACAGUAUAAUUUGUUGGUGCUGGAAGACUUAUAAAUUGGAUUUUAUUUCCAAUAGAGCUAUUUGUUUGGGAUUUUUA